AUGAAAUUGACCAUAUCAUCGUCACAGACGCUGCUGUUGAGUGCAAGUCUUGGACAAAGACCAUCGUGCUAUCUCUCUGAAACUUGUGGUGAAACCUUGGAAGAGGAAGAUGGACCAGCGCCAAAAAAUAUCAAUCUUGACCAUACCGAACUGGAUGGUCCUCACAAGUGUAAGAGCUUUUGUCAGGAAGUCACGAGCAAUGUGGGAUCCGGCUACAUCACAACCAACAUAUCAUAUACCGAACUAGCGUAUACCGAUCGGGAAGGCAAGUUGUACAUCUUUGCAAAAGAAAGAGCGCGUUCAACCUGGAUAGUGGUUUCAAUCCAACACGAGCAAAUUGCUGCCUAUCUCCCAUCGAGGCUGGAAACCAACCGAAAACUUCGUUCUCAUAUUGAUCCAAAAUCAAUAUACGAUAUAUUGAACUUACUGGCACAACUACAUUGUACUUGA
Paramuricea clavata is the source of this 450-nucleotide messenger RNA. NCBI's taxonomy places the organism in Eukaryota, Metazoa, Cnidaria, Anthozoa, Malacalcyonacea, Plexauridae. The record is from the annotation of a GenBank genome assembly.